Molecule: messenger RNA, 1098 nt
Organism: Lottia gigantea (owl limpet)
Lineage: Eukaryota; Metazoa; Mollusca; Gastropoda; Lottiidae
Exons: 8
Coding region: 1-1098 (365 amino acids)
Source: RefSeq, a predicted model, not a curated record
AUGUCUGUGGCUCUUGCAAUUCAACUAAAACACCUGAACAAGAAAGAACAUAAAGGUUGUGAUAGUCCAGAACCAAUAGAUACUGAUCCCUAUGUUCAUGGUAUGAGAGGUGAUGAGAAAUAUGAUAGAAUUAAUGAUGAAUAUCAGAGAGUUAUGCAACAUACUCAACUAAAUCAAAUGAGGUCUGGUGGAAUGCAACAUUUCCAGAAUGCAGGAAUGCCUGGAGGAUUGGGACUACCAAAUACUGGAUAUCCACCGCCUCAGAUGAGUCUUAUGUCACCGCAUCCACAAAAUCAUAUUAUGUCUGGAUCACCAGGUCUAUUGCACCCCCCUUCAGCCCCACCAAGUGUUAGUCCAAGACCAAACUCAACAGGUGGAAUGGUUGACAUGAGUCAUUCACCAACACCCAAUGGUUACCAUCAUACAGUUUCACCAUGUAGUUCACCUGGCGUCAUGGCACAUAAAGGUUUAUCAAAGCCCUCGCCUGCUCCCACCCCUCCCAGCAUGAGACCAAGUCCAAACCUUAAUCAGAAUUUACGUGUUAUGAUUCCUAAUAAUAGUCGAAAUGAUUUACAAGAUGGACAUGGUCGAUCAUUGAAUUCUACAUUAGCUCCCCCUGUUGUUUCUAUGGUUCCUAGUACUGUUGGCAUGUCAAACUACCCUCCGUCCGCUCUUCCCUCCUCAUAUCCACAAAAUAACUUUCCAAUGGGUACUGCUGAUGGUAAUAGCAAUUUCCAUCAUUGGUCAAGUAAUGGAGGGGGAGGACAAGGUAUGAUGUCAGGCCCUGGACAUCCUGGUGGCCUCUCUCCACACUCUGGAUCUAUAACUCAUGGAAUUAGCCCUGGACAUGUGUCACCAAUGGCGAUAAAUUCUAUGAGUGCUAUGAAUAUCAAAAGCGAACCUAUUUCACCACCAAGAGAAUCUACUACUCCAUCUAGUCAUCACAUGUUACGCCCGCCUUCUAAUGGCCCAGGUCACCUAUCUCCGGGACAUAUAUCUCACAGUAACAGCUCGUCACCGGUUAAUAUACAUAAUCAUCUUCAAGAUUAUGAUGGCCCUCUGAUGAAACGUUCACGUAUAGAGGCGUGGACGACCUAG